UUUAGUGUUCGUUCGUAUAGGCGUAGCCAUGGUAGAGUGUCACUUGGUGGUCGCACGUUUCUGGCGUUGCCAGUUACUGGUUGGCGGCGUGUGGCUCGAGACCCUAGUGCCACAGGUCACACUGGCACUCCAUAACAACACACCAGACCACUAGUGUGACACGAGUGUGAAAACAGGCAGUAGUGUGAGGGAAGUGUGUGGUCACACUUGCUAUACUGGUAGUAAACAACACUACACACCCUAUUUUGGGCUUCCGUGAAGGCUGUUGUUGUGUGUGUUUGUAAUAUAUAUACUGUAUAUAUAUAUACGCAUGGUGUGAGGCAGUGAUGAGCGGCGCACACGCCACUCCCGGCCGUGUUCACCGAUGGCCAGCCUCGCCUCGCACGUGACAAGAUGAGGCUGUGUUGUGGGAGCUGACGUCAUCACCCGGUCCACCACCUGACGUAACCACAUAAAUGACGUCAUCACGCUGCCAUACUCUGACGGCCUAGCCCCCCACACAGCCUCUGGCUAGACCCCCAAGGAUGGGAGCCAAGCUGGCAUGUGUCGGGGGCGGGAACCAGGACUCGAGCGUGGGCGGGGCCGCCGCCAUGGGCGUGACGGACGCCCAGGACGCUGCUCAGGCACAGGAGGAUGCUGUCCACGACGGAGGAGGAGGAGGAGGAGGAGGAGGAGCGGGUGAGGAGGGAGGCGACCCCAGGAGGCUGCUGGAGGUGUGCGCCUCCCUGGCCGGCCAGGACGCCGCCGGCAUACAGGCCAAGCUCAACACUUACGUGUCGUGGGCGUGCGGGGCGCGGCUGGUGUUCCUGAUCCUGGUGUCUGAGGAGGAGGAGCUCUCCGUCCACGUCUUGGGCCGCCACACACUGCCCUGCCCUCUCAAGAUCCCCGUGAGCAACAACAGCUUCAGCAGAGCCCUCACCACCCGCCGCCCGAUGACCCUCAAGGACAUCGAACCCUCGCACAGGGAGGACCUAUGGCGCCUGCUGGGACUCCUGCAGGACAGUGACAGGCUGGCCGGUCACCGCACCGUGUCUGUGGACGCCACCGCGGGCGGGGACCACCGUCCGUGCCUCAAGACCAACGGCUCGGCCAAGAGCGUCGACGACACCAGUUCGAGGUUCAAGGUGUUGUCGCGAGACAUGUCCGUAGACAUGUCCAGGUCGGGGCGGGGGGAGGGGGGACGCUGGGGCAUAGGGGGGUCGCCUCUCAACAUGUCUGCCGCUGCGCACAAGUACCACAGAUGUUCCCUGCCCGCACCGCCGCCGCACGCACACCGCACGCACAUGGGAAGCUGCGACAGUCUUGAAGAAGAGUCCGCCAUCCCAGUGUGUCCCAGGCCGCCUCUGCAGGGCCUCGGGUGUAAGGCUGCGGCCUCUAGUAUGCCUCCUAUAGAGUCCAGCCACAAUCACAGUGCCAAACCCCAGCUCAACUCCAGGGCCACUUCUCGGCCCAGUCGUGACCCCAGUGAGAGUUCGUCCGUGCCCCCGUCACCCACCUCGCUGCUGUGUGUGCCCGUGACCGCCCCGGGCAAGGACACCACGGCCGUGCUUGUCUGCUUGGUCGACAAGGUCGCUGGCGGAGACUUCUCAAACACCGAUGUGCACAAGGUGGAGGAGUGUUUCAGGUACACGGUGGGGAUGCUGGUGAACACCACCACGGCGGAGAGGGAGCGGCGACUACGGACACAGUGUCAGGCGCUCCUUAACGUCGCGCAGAACCUCUUCACGCACCUCGACGACGUCACCGUCCUGCUGCGGGAGAUCAUGGCGGAGGCGCGACAGCUGACCGACGCGGAGAGAUGUUCGCUGUUCCUGCUGGAUCGGGAACAGAACCAGUUGGUGGCCAAGGUCUUCGACGGCGAGAGUAAGGAAGAGUCGUGUGGGGAGGUGAGGCUCCCGGCGACACAGGGGAUAGCGGGCCACGUCGCCACCACCGGCCACCUCCUGAAUAUACGCGACGCCUACGCUCAUCCGCUCUUCUACCGUGGCUUUGACGAGUGCACGGGCUUCAAGACCAGAAACAUCCUGUGCUUCCCUAUCAAGGAGGAUGGCCAGGUUAUCGGCGUGGCGGAGUUGUGCAACAAGACGACGGGGCUCCACUUCUCCAGGUUCGACGAGGAGAUCGCCACCGCCUUCAGCAUCUACUGCGGCAUCUCCAUCGCCAACUCCCUCCUCUACAAGAAGGUCUUCGACACACAAGUUCGCUCCAAGCUCUCCAAUGAACUCAUGAUGUUCCACAUGAAGGUGACGCAGGAGGAGGUGGACCGGCUGGUGCAGGCGGAGGUGCUGCCCCCCGAGGCCUUCCACAAAGACUUCUGCUCCUUCAAGUACUUCCCUCGGCAGGUGGCAGACGCGUGCACCGCCAUGGCCGUCAUCUCCAUGAUGGAGCGUCUGGGAAUGGUCAACAAGUUCAGACUCAGCAGGGAGUCCCUGGCCAGGUUUACUUUAAUGGUGAGAAAAGGUUACAGAGACCCUCCUUACCACAAUUGGCUGCAUGCUUUCUCUGUCACGCACUUCGCCUUCCUCCUGCUGCACAACCUCUGCUUGACGGAGAACGGCUCCCUAACCCACCUUGAGGCCCUGGCGCUCAUAGUCUCCUCCAUGUGCCAUGAUCUUGACCAUCGAGGCACAACAAAUUCUUUCCAGGUGGCGAGCAAUUCUGUUCUUGCAUCACUGUACUCAUCUGAGGGAUCUGUGAUGGAACGGCACCACCUCGCCCAGGCCAUGUGUAUCCUCAACACCGAUGACUGCAACUUCCUGGAGAAUCUCAGUCGAGAAGAAUAUACACUGUUCCUCGAUUUAAUGCGUGAUAUUAUUCUUGCGACAGAUCUGGCACAUCACCUCCGCAUCGUGCCAGAGCUUCGUGAAAUUGCAGCAGUUGGCUAUGACCCCAGCAAUCAGAGACAUCACGAACUGUUAAUCUGUUUACUCAUGACUGCUGCUGAUCUCUCAGACCAAACUAAGGAUUGGCAGUCUUCAAAACAUGUUGCUGAGCUAAUUUACAAAGAGUUUUUUACACAAGGAGAUUUGGAGAAAGCGAUGGGUAACAUGCCACUGGAGAUGAUGGACCGAGAGAAAGCAUUCAUUCCUGAACUUCAGUUACAGUUCUUAGAUGAUGUGGCCAUUCCUGUCUAUGAAAUUGUAGCAAAAUUAUUUCCUGGAGCUCAAGAACCAUAUAUUAGUAUUCAGGCUAGCAGACGAAACUGGGCAAGAUUAAGAGAUGUAUACAAACGUAGGAAACCCGAGUCAACAAGUUCACUUGAGGUUUUUGAAGAUGACUCGCUUGAUGAGGAGCUGGAGAAGGAAGACUCCUGAAAUACCCUCGUGGGGGAUCAUCUCGGCAAUUAAUUUUUUUGGAGAGCAAUUCCUCCAGUAUUCCAAUUCAUGGAAUAAAAAAAUGCUGUGUGACAUUUGAUGACAUGAAAGAUUGCCAAAUAUUGGAGCAUUAUUUACCAAUUCACUGAAAUGUUGCAGGCACUGCAGUUAAUGUUGAAUUUAAAGAGCACCUUUGCCUAUUUUUGCAACUGUGUUUGGUUUUGAGUUCAGUGGUUAAUAUUUGUUCCACUUGGUGAAGCAACUUUCUAAGUUGUACAGUGUUUGUUAUAGUACCUUAAGUGAUGAAGCACAUGCAUCACUUAACUGGAGGAAGUAUGACACAUGACUGCAUCACUGAUCUUACCACCACAUCUUUUAUAAAUAACGUGCAAACUGAAAUUUGUUGGAGUGAACCCGAGAAGAAUAUGCAUAUUAUGCAGUUACUAUAAUAAGCUGAACCUCAAUGCUGCCAAAGAUUUAUAAAACAUUUGAUACGAAGUGGCACAAUCAUAGUUUAAAAUCAUCUAGGCCAAUUCAAUCCAACUGUAAUUAUUUACUUGCACAACUGACACAUGCAACUGCUGCAACAAGAUGAAUUUCU
Molecule: messenger RNA, 3915 nt
Organism: Procambarus clarkii (red swamp crayfish)
Lineage: Eukaryota; Metazoa; Arthropoda; Malacostraca; Decapoda; Cambaridae
Source: RefSeq, a predicted model, not a curated record